CACAAUCACAACGAAUGUUCCGAUUUUUGGGUGUUUUGAAUCGGAUACGGAAUUUUGGCGAAUGAUACACGUAGGAUUUGUGAAGUUGUCACCACAUCUUUCUAUCUCUACUGUACGAUACGGAGCACCGUGUCUCUAUCGAAUCAUCAUCCGACAAUGGGGAAUCCUCGGAGCAAACAACCCAAGAAAAUCGCCCUGGUCGGGUCUACGGGUGGCGGAACGGCGACUCUGGGCCACACAGAUGUGACCGGCCUCGUMGAGAUGAUUCGGCACCACCUGGGAUGCAUCCAUGCCGGGGCUGACAGUAGUACCAUUACAAGUACAGGUAAUGACGAAAAGGCAUUGCCUCCACAUCCGCUGGUGACCCUGGGAACUGUCCUAUUUGUCUCCCUCGAUAGCGGCGCCGGAUUUGAUUCCGCCACUGGAGCAGAGGAGGCCACCCUCCUAUUUCUUGCAGACGGCGGGAGAGAGAUGAUUGUUCGAGACCGCCUCGAUCGAAUCAACGACACUAUGAGAGACUUCGAGAAGGGAAUCGCCCGUGACUUCCAAAACAAUGAGCUGCACGGCAUCAUAGGCGUCUCAUGCAAGCCAUCGCUCGUCUCGUCAACCCUCCAGGCUGCUGCCGAGAUGGGGGCCCCCCUGACCGGGACGGGCGGAUCCUCGCUGUCCGAGGCGGCCUCGGCCUUCGAGGGGCUCCGGCUGAUUGGCAACGCUGGGGGCUCCGUAGGGACAACGCCCGAAACCAAGGCCGUAUCCUUUGCGUCUGCCUUUGCAAGCGAGUGGGGCUUGGGGUACGAUCCGGCGGCAGCGGGAGCGGCGAUGCGGAAGCGAACGCAAACGGCAAGCCAGACCAAUCCGAGCUCCACAGCCACAGCCACGCCAACAUCCACCACAGCGGACCGCCCCCCCACCUGGAAAUCAGUGCUCAAUUCUUGUCUGCCAGGAUUUUGGGGGGUGAUGCUGCUGAAGCGGAUCCUUCGGACCACACCUGUCGGGGACUGGCUUCCGGAGGGCGAUCGCAGGGCUCUGGAGUACGCCAUGGAAUUCCACGUGUUGCCCAUGGUAUGCGCCGUGGUCAUGGCAACGUCCCGGAGAAAGGUCGAGAGCGUGCAGAUGGCAGCACUGCUGGCGGCGGCAGCAUGUCGAGGGUCGAUCCUCGGCGGGUUGCUCUCGGGCUGGUGCGCCGCAAUUCUUGAAGAGCGGUUGCUAUACGCUUCGAUCCUGCGGUGGAAACUCCCCGCUACAUUUACGAACCUACUCACGGGGGGGCUGGUUGGGGUGGUCACUGCCACCCUUAUGGCUCCCCUGAGUCCGUAUCUUGGAGCUGCAACGGGGAAAUUUCGGAACCUGACCGCCGUGUAUCUUUGGGGAUCGGCGGGGAGCAGCAACGACAACAAUGAUAUCCACGAGUCCCUUCGUCUGGUGUUCUCGUCGUUGCUGGGCUGUCUAUUUUGCUAUGGGAGCAAGGUGGGUUGGUGUAAGUAUGGCUGUCGUCGGUAUGAACUGGUGGAUUGGUUGUCCUCGUUGUUCUAGCGAUUUCUUCGGCUGUGAUGCGAUGCACACAGAAUGCUGAUCCAAUGUUUUUCUAUAUUCCAAUCUCGUUCUCUGGUUCCAGACCACUCGAUAUUCCUGCCCUUAAUUCUGAUCGAAAUGGAGCUUGGGGAUCCCUCAAUGCUCGGCGCCCUGGAUGUCCUUGCCCUGGUCCUCGUGUGCGCUGGGGUGUGCCUCGGUCUUUUGGUAACCGGCAACGGCGAAGACAAGGGCCUCGCCAGGCGGGGCAUGACCACUAAUCUGCUUUACGGAGAUUUUGUAGAAGCCUACUACCCACACGCAGAGAAGUACCCCCUCGUGAAUGCGGCGGGUUACGCCGCGAGCGCUCUCUCCUCGGCGAUUCUGACCACUGACUGCCGGUCCUCGGCGUAUCUGCCGUUCCCGGCCGCGGUCUGGUUGGCCGACGACAGGGAGGCCUUCCUCGCCGCGUCUCUGAUCGCCUUUUUUAUUCCUUUCCUCGGUACAGUGGUCAAUCACACUCUGUUCGUGCGCAAACGCAAAUCCGAAUAGAGGCAGGCACAACACAGGUCCCAAACGCAAGAUAGUGGUCGCACGAUACACCUGACAGACGUUUUGGGAAAAACUAAAUAUAUCACUAGGUCGUAAUUUCGAGUCAGCAAAUGAAGUCUAAAAGGCAUU
Pseudo-nitzschia multistriata is the source of this 2190-nucleotide messenger RNA. NCBI's taxonomy places the organism in Eukaryota, Bacillariophyta, Bacillariophyceae, Bacillariales, Bacillariaceae. The record is from the annotation of a GenBank genome assembly.